Colletotrichum siamense is the source of this 891-nucleotide messenger RNA. RefSeq lists its product as uncharacterized. Bases 1 to 891 code for a protein of 296 amino acids. The record is from RefSeq and is a predicted model, not a curated record. NCBI's taxonomy places the organism in Eukaryota, Fungi, Ascomycota, Sordariomycetes, Glomerellales, Glomerellaceae. The transcript is spliced from 3 exons.
AUGACAACACAGGCGGCGGUUCGGGUGGCGACCACACCCCUUACGCCCCAAAUCCCAAGGAUGAUAAACCCCCUUCCGACCUGUUCAGAUGCCUCAAAGUACACAACCGUUGAGCAGCUGGAAGCAAAAGCGGGAUUGAUCGACCUCUGGUGUGGACCGCAAUAUACCAUCACUAUCCUGCUUCAGAUUCUCCAAGACUUGUUCGCUCGCUAUGACGAGAUCAUGGCCAGCGGCUACUACAAGUACUUCAAGAUUUACGCGGACUAUCUCGUCAGCAAUGCAUGGGCGGCCCUCCGCAACUUCAUGCUCAUACACGGCGACGAGUACUUCAACCGCAAGAUCACCGAGGAGACAACCUGUUGCAACGUAUGCAAAGCGGAGGGUGUAUCUUGCCACAACUCAGCCAUGUCCUCCCGACUACUCAAAACGCGCGACAAAGAGGGCGAUUUCUGGGACGCGGCAGCCGCAGAAGUCGGCGCCCCCAGGGAAAAGAUGAGCAUUGUCAAGUUACAGUCGGUCGGCAUGUUGGACUCGUCAUGCUCCAGAGAUUCCGUCUAUAACGGCAUAGAGCACAUGACAGCCUCCUGCUACUACCGGAACUUUUGGUUUGACGCAACUCAAAUUAACGGGUUCAACACGGACGAUGUCACCAACCCGAAGACGAUUCUCAACAAGGCCCUCAUUGGCGCAGGCAUCGGACUGGGAAUUUACGACAUGGUUCAGACGCCGUCAGCGAUCCCUGUCGACCUGUUCGGAAUUCUGUUCAGCGUCAAGGGUAUCCGCGACGUCAGUAACGCCCGUAAGGCUGCCUUAGCCCGAGGUGCAAUGCCUCACGCAGACAUCGAUCGAAUUAGCACAAAGGCCGCUGCCGAACUGGAACAAAUCUCUUAG